Molecule: messenger RNA, 6008 nt
Organism: Phycodurus eques (leafy seadragon)
Lineage: Eukaryota; Metazoa; Chordata; Actinopteri; Syngnathiformes; Syngnathidae
Gene: arrb2b
Product: arrestin, beta 2b
Exons: 8
Coding region: 3475-4470 (331 amino acids)
Molecular function (GO): nucleic acid binding
Source: RefSeq, a predicted model, not a curated record
CUUCUUAUCAUUAGCAUGACGAGUGGCUAAUAUGGUGUAAUUGUUGUGGUUUUCGUCGUCAAAAGAUGGCAGCAAAUGGGAACACGCAGCAUUCGGCUUGCUACUAAGAGAUCAAAAUACACACACACACACACACACACACACACACACCACCAGUGCUAUAUUAGUCCACUAUUAAGAGUGAGUAUAGUUGGAGGAUAAAGAAAUGUACAAGUAAAAAAAAAAACACUGAGAUAGUUGCACUAGUAGCACAGAAAAAGUAUCAAUAAAUUAAUGAAUGAGUGAAAAUGUCACAUUUUGCAGGAAGCGCAAAAGCGCUUGUCAGUCAGUGCACAGGAACAGAAAUGUUUUGUACUGGGGCGCCAGCAACUCAAUAACACACUACAAAAUAUUCCAGGAAAGAAACCCGAACUGUGGAUUGCGAAGACCGCGCGUCGUUGAGCGUCUGAAAGCCGAGCAUCACGUUGACUCGUUUGCGCUGCGUUGUUACACAACAUUGUCGGCGAUGGCCUGCUCCGGAAGCGUCUGUUGGACUGGACAACAAAAGCAAAACGGCCACAAUGACUCUCUUCCAAAACGGAACAAAGUCAAUCAAUACAAGGAAGGUUACCUUAGUUGGUUACUAGUGCCUUGAUAUACGUGUGCUGCCUCGAGCUCAAAGUAACGCCUACAUUGAGACGUCUCUAAUCCUCUCUCAGCUCGUGAGUACGGCACUAAUAUCGGUUGUUCUAUGCAGAAGAUAAAGAACAUAUGACUAAGUACUGGUAUUGUGCGUCUACAUGCUGCUGCUGCUGCUGCUGCACCAUUUGUGAUCAAGGAUUACACCACCACCACAUUUGCGUUAGCAUUAAGCUCGCCGAAGCGCUUUGCUUGUUUUAAAAACAAGGUGUAAUUCUCUGUUUUCUGUCUGUGAAGUGGGAGUGGGAUUAAUUUUUGGGACUUGAGGAGGGUUGAGUUUACGGCCACCAUAGAGCGCUCGAAUCGCAAGUCUAAACAAGAAAUCGUCCCAACUGAUGGCUUGUAUCUCAAGGCGCCACCGUAUGCAGAACGGCAACAAAAAAAGCGGAAUAAUUAUUGUUUGAUCUUGCAAAAAGGUACCAAUUGGAAUUUGUUCAUGUAUAAGCCUUCUUCAUAUUCCUGACCUUGCGGUUCUGUUGUCAGCACAGCAUCCGGAUUGUCGGCCUUCACCGUCUCCGCGUUCAGACUCUCUGAGAGGAAAACGCAAACGCAAGCUGUGGGUGCCAGCCUGGCAAACGGCGCGGCGGGAAAUCUUACGCCGGAUGCCGAAGCACAGCUUCUUCUUCUGGUACGAGAUGUAGCUGCUGACGGCGCCCGCCAGCGCCACGCCCACCGCGCUAACGAUGCCCGCGAUGGUGCCAACCUCGGCGGUGGUCUCUGCACAAAUGCGCACACAGGCACGCUGCAAACUGCUAAGUCAACUUUAAAGUGCAAGCCCUACCGCUAUUGUCGCCGCGUUGGUCGACACGAUCGCGAUCGCCGCUCGGUCGCCCGCCUGAAAAACGCCCGAAAUGAAGAACGACUGCGCCCGUUUGCCGCGAUGGUUAAAAGUGCCGGGGGGUUGUCACCUUUGCCUUUGUCGGGUUUGUAGCUGUCGUCUUUGCUGACAUCAAUCAGGUCGCUGUCAGAAAACCCUCCUGCACGUGCACACACCACAGUGGGUCAGAGGUCAAAAGAUGCGUUUGUGUGUUUGUGUCUUGGAAGGGGGGAAAAAAAAAAAAAAAACGUUUGAAUGCGGCCAAAACAGGAGGAGGAAUGAGUGCACCCGACAAAGGAAAGAGGAGAUAGCGAUGUCUGGGGAGGACAGCGCUCACCUCAACCUUUGACCUUGACCUUAACCCUAACGCUUGCUGACCCACCUCCGGGUCGGGGCCCCUCGUUCCGGUCGAUGUCGUUGUCGGGGUCCAGGGCGUCGGCCAGGUCCAAUUCGCCGGCGGCUGGCGGGAAGCGUCGGAAAGCCAAAAGAAAGAAAAACGGGAGCUGGACGGCCGCAUGCUGGCUGUGAUGACGUCAUCUUACCUGGUUUUCCCUUGGCCCUGUUCGGAGCCCCGGUGCCUGUAGGGGGAGGCGGUGCGACAAAUGAUUUCAAUGAAUGACGACUCGACGACGACAACGACGAUGUGGUAUUUGUUACCUGGCAAUGGCGCCGGCGUGGCUGUGAGCAACAGACACAACAUGAGGUCACAAGCGUCACAUUCACGUACGUGUAGGCACAUAUUCGCGUUUGCUAUUUGGAGCAAGCCUAGAAAUGACACUGAACUCGGCGACUUCCUAUGUUGGCAAAUGUCAUGUUUCAAAGUGACACUGACGAUGGGCCACGUUCGGAAUGUUGUGAUCCGCGCGCGUCGGAACGCUUCACUUUCCAGUACGUACUUUGAGCGUCGGCGGGGUCCAGCGCGUCGGCCAGGUCCAGACCCUGAGGCCGCACUGCAACGACAACAAAAUCACGUCAAUGGUCACCGUUCCAGAAAACUGCCAUCGGCCAGUCGUUCUCCUGCUUUCUGCUGACGGAAGGACAACAGCAAAGCUUUUUGCGUGCCUUCUUGUUGCUCACCCUCCCAACCUACAGGGGGCGCAACGGACCAUUGUUAGCAGCAUGAAGUGCCACCACUCAUUAUUAUUGGCAAUAGGUGUCAUUCUCCUCCUUUGCGGAAGCCAAAAAGCCAUCAACGGCAUUGAAAAAGCGGAUUAUUCAUGUAGAGUCAACACUGAAAAAAGUACUUAAUUUUCUGUUGCACAUGGUUAAUAUGCGGUCAACUCUCCUCGAAAAUAAUCCAAUUAUCAUCAUCAUCAUCAUCAUCAUCAUCCGUACCCUCUAGUGGUGCACUCGCCUGAUUUCGGUGCGGGCAGCGUGGGUUCAGUUCCCACUCAGUGACGGUGUGAAUGGUUGUCCGUGUCUAUAUGUGCCCUGCGACUGUUCAGGGUGUAGUCCGCCUUUGGCCCGAAGUCAGCUGGGAUAGGCUCCAGCGCCCCGCGACCCUAACCAGGAUAAGCGGCGUUGACAAUGGAUGGAUGGAUCAUUCGCACCCGAUCUACGUGUUCGAAUUCAAUCAAUUCAAAGGACUUGCUUUGUUUCCAGUGAAUAAUCCACAAGAGACCGACAGGACCGUUCAUUCUCUCGUGGGCCGGCGGUGCGGCAGAAAGCAGCACGCAUGCGCAGGACAACGGGCGCCUAUUCUUCAGAUUCUUGUUUAUGUUGCGGUUUACCUUGCACGGCGAGCAUCAGCAGCAUCAGCAGCAGCAUCGUCGUCGUCGUCGUCGUCGUCGGCGGCAGCAGCAGCGACGGCGAACCUCCGCGAGCCAUGACCGAAUCGAACCGUCCGCGAGCCGCGGGACGAAUCAAGCUGGAGCUUUUAGGGACGUGUCCCUUCGCGCACCCAGACGCUUCCGGCGCGUCCUUUCGAAAUAAAAGCCUUGGCGGGUGACGCCGUUUCCGAAAACGCUCGAAGCCUUGUUAUGUUGUUCCCCCAUCGACAGGAAGAAAUCCACGAACAAUGGGAACCGAGCCACGGUCAAAUCCCAACUACUGGAUUUUCAGACGUUGAAGUGGGCAGAAGGACAAUCCUCAUACAUGUUGCGUUUCGGACAGUACGCAAUGCGCAGCUAUUUUUGCUAAGCGUUUUGACUUUCCAUUUUAUUUCCUCAGUUUGCUCGGUGGGCGUGGCCUUUGGCAUUGGCGGCCGGCGGACACGAGCCCAAAAGCGCGCCCCAAGCCCGCGCGUGACCCAGACACGCAGACCCGACCCGACCCGACCCGACCCGAGCCAAGCAGCCACGACGUGGGCGACCCAGCGGCCAGCAGUGAUUCUCCAAGUGCGACGCGGGCUCCCUCUAGUGGUACGUGAAAGAGUGCGACGCGGGCUCCCUCUAGUGGAACUCUGUGCAUCUGGUGAUCCGGAAGGCGCGGUACGCCCCAGAGAACAAAGGCCCCGAGAGACCGCUGCACCUGGAGGUGUCGCUCGACAAGGAGGUGACACCUUGAAGGAAAUUCCAAAUUGGAAACUUGUCAUUGGAGUUGAAGCGGUACUACCACGGCGAGCGCAUCAGCGUCAGCGUCCACGUCUCCAACUACUCCAGCAAGACGGUGAAGAUCGCAGAACGAAAGGAGGUCGCAACACGGAGAUGUUGAGCAUCGUGGUGUCCUACGGGGUCAAAGUCGAGCUGGUGUUGUCUCUUGGAGGACCCUUUCCAAAAAAUGUGAAUAUACGGCAUCAUAGCACAUGCCCGGCCAACUCGCCGGAUCUAAACCCCAUUGAGAAUCGAUGGGGUAUUAUCAAGAGGAAAGUGAGGGGCAUCAGACCCAAAAACAAAGAAGAACUGACAGCAAGCAUCGAGGAAAUCUGGGCUUCCGUAACUCCCCGGCAACGCCGCCACAGGCUGAUGGCCUCAAUGCCGCGGCGCAUCCAGGCAGUGAUUCCCCGCCCAGCGUUGAAGAUGAACGCAUCGUUUUGAAAGGACAUGGCAGCGGAGCUUCCUUUUGUUCGGAUGCAUCCCAAGCCAGCGGAUCGUCGCUUUUGAUGGCGCGUAAGCGAGCGUCCUUGAGCUCCAACCAGCUUUUCUCGUCCACGUCACCUCACCUUCUUCCCCUCAAGUCGACGACCCGGCGUUGCGAGACUUGGCGACCCCCUCUGUUAGCGGUCGCCACGGUUACUGUCGGAUUGCAGCAGCGCCUCUGCCCAGGCCACAGUGGCAAUGCGUUUAUUCGUACACAAACACGCAGCAUCGAGAGGUUUGUUUUAACGGCUGACCAGAGAACAUCGAUGCAUUCCAAUUCGUAACCGGACUCUUUGUGCAGUCCAAAAGCAUUCACGGUGCGAGUUGUCUCAUUCAAGCGUUUGUCUGAAUAAAGAUGAAGAAAACAAGUGGUCCUCUCUUCAUGUUAGCUGCGAUGGCGGCGGCUGCUCCAACAUCACCUCGCAGGUCCGGCCCAGUUCUCCCAGUUUGACUUUGGCGUACUCUGCUCUGUUGAGUGCCAUCUGGCAGUCCUUCCUGGAUGAGUAGGUGGACCCCUCGUGAGGUUGGCCAGUGGCAACCUGGGGGGGGAAAUUCCACUGAGUGUUCACCCACGGAAAGGUGGCGUGCGCGCGCGUUACCUGUGUCAGGUAGCGGAUUUGGCCGCUCAGUUCGCCCUCCACUCGGUUGACUGAGCUCUGGAACUGGACCAGCUGUCUGUCCAGCAGGCUGGCGUUGUGUUUGUCUUUGGAAAGUUCCAUCAGGAUGUUGCCUGCGGAGCAAAUGCGGACACCGUACAUUGUGAUUCAUAUUUUGGCUCAGCAAGUGAAAACCUGAUUUGAUUGAAACAAUGUCAUGACAAUCUGUCCAAUUCGCUGCUAUGACAACGCGACGUAAAAUACUUUGUGAUGUCAGUUCCAUCAUUCGAUUCUAGUAUCCAGAAAACACCCAACUGAGGGGAACCUUUUUUUAAAAAAAAAAAAAAAAAAAAAAAACGAAGAACCACUGCGAAAUGCUGGAGCAUUACAUCAAAAGGAGUUAGUUUGUGGAUUAAUUGUACAAAUGAACUAAAAUGGUUCCGACUUUAGCCAAAUUGAGGAUGAGGAAAACAAAAACCUUGAACGACGAUGAGAAAACCCCCCAACCUCCUACGUGGAUUGUUUUGAUUGUGUGUCACGGAUUUGUUGUUCUUGUUGUAAGACGACUUUGAACUUCACCUAAAUGACAGAAACUGAAAUUCAAGAAGACCUUCGUUUCUGAACCAUGUCUGCAAAUGUGUGAGCGAGCCACUGGCAAAGUCUGACGACUUCCAAUGCCUUUCCAGCCUGAUUCUUAUUGAGUUUGUUUUGUUGUUCAGGAUAUUUCUUUUAUGAUGAAAUCCAAUGACGCUUUGUGGGUGUUGUCUCUUUCAUUUUUGACUCAAUAAUUGGCGAUGGGAGCUCACCGGCACACUGCAGCACCAUGGCGAUCUCCUUCUCCACCUCCUCCAGAGCUCGCAGGCGCUCGUUCGCCAUCAACAAACGCUUCAAAGUCGUCAA